UUAGAAUUUACAACAAUACCCCUUGUCCCCCCACUCUCUCCUUCUCUCUAUAUUUACAUACUUCCUUCCAACACUGGCUUCGCAAUCCAGUUCCACUCACCUCUCUCUGAUUCUCUCUCCGUUUUUCAAAAAGAGAGAAUAAUGGGGUGGGCCAUAGCUCUACACGGCGGCGCCGGGGAUAUCCCAGUUUCACUAGCGGCAGAGCGACGCCAGCCACGUGAAGCAGCGUUGCGCGACUGCCUAAAGGUCGGUGUGAAUGCUCUCAAAGCCCAAAAGUCUCCCCUCGACGUUGUCGAACUUGUGGUUCGUGAACUAGAAAACAAUCCACAUUAUAAUGCGGGUAGGGGAUCUGUCUUAACUAGAGAAGGCACAAUUGAAAUGGAAGCUUCCAUUAUGGAUGGCAACACUAAAAGAUGUGGAGCAGUUUCUGGGCUUACUACCGUAGUUAAUCCCAUAUCCUUGGCACGACUUGUCAUGGAGAAAACUCCUCAUAUAUAUCUUGCUUUUGAUGGAGCAGAAAGAUUUGCAAGGGAACAAGGUAUUGAAACUGUAGAUUCAAGCCAUUUUAUAACUCAAGAAAAUAUUGAGAGGCUAAAGCAGGCAAAGGAAGCGAAUAGAGUUCAGAUUGAUUAUACACAACCGAUUCAAAAAGAUGAGAAGAAAGAGACACCAACAGCUAAUGGUGAUAGCCAAAUUGGGACGGUUGGAUGUGUGGCUGUUGAUAGUCAUGGGAAUCUAGCUUCUGCAACUUCUACUGGUGGAUUAGUGAACAAGAUGGUUGGUCGGAUUGGGGACACGCCCAUCAUAGGGGCAGGGACAUAUGCCAACAAUCUCUGUGCAGUUUCAGCUACAGGAAAAGGUGAAGCAAUAAUGCGGGGCACUGUUGCAAGAGAUGUGGCUGCUCUUAUGGAAUUCAAAGGUCUUUCUCUCAAGGAGGCUGCAGCUUAUGUUGUAGAGGAGUGUGUUCCAAGAGGCAAUGUUGGCUUGGUUGCUGUCUCAGCCAAAGGAGAAGUCACGAUGGCUUAUAAUACAACAGGCAUGUUUCGAGCUUGUGCUACUGAAGAUGGGUAUUCAGAGAUUGCAAUAUGGCCUUCUGUGCAAAACUGAGUGCUUUAGGUGAGUUUCAGUUACUUGAGUCCAGCAAGUUGCUUCAGAUGACUCACUGUGAGUCACUCACUCUUAGUAUUUGGCAAAUGACUAGUAUUUAUAUCUUGCUGUAUUAUCCAAAAUAAAGGCAAAUGAUUGUUAUUAUGUGGUCGGACCAACAAGUAGGAUUAACUUUUCAAUAAAUUAACAUCACUGCACCACAUUUACCACUUUACAA
This is a messenger RNA of Quercus robur (English oak), 1324 nucleotides long. Its product is annotated as isoaspartyl peptidase/L-asparaginase 1-like. The record is from RefSeq and is a predicted model, not a curated record. The transcript is spliced from 4 exons. Gene Ontology annotation, molecular function: hydrolase activity. The annotation marks the transcript as partial. Lineage: Eukaryota; Viridiplantae; Streptophyta; Magnoliopsida; Fagales; Fagaceae.